GAGCGCAUUGCACUUAAUUGUUGCCACAGCCACAGAUGUAAAGAGGCUUGUAAGAAAAAUGUUCUCACAGUGAGCUUCCUUAUUUGAAGCAGGACUCAAUCCUUGGUUAAAAGCUAUGGUAUUUGAGCUAGUUAAACACGUAUCUUUCUCCCAUUCCAUAGGGAAUGAGUUGGGCUGUCCUUCCUCCCCACAUUCACCUGCAUUUCGUUAGAGAGCAGUGUUCACAUGCCACACCACAAGAUCCCCACAAUGACAUAACUCCAUUCAGAGACUGGCGUGACUGGGCUGGGUCUCCCCACCCCCAUUCAGCUCUUGCAUCUCUCAGAAUCUGGCAGCCAGUUCCGUCCUGACAGAGUUUACAGCAUAUAUUGGUGGAUUCUUGUCCAUAGUGCAUCUGCUUUAAGAAUUAACGAAAGCAGUGUCAAGACAGUAAGGAUUCAAACCAUUUGCCAAAAAUGAGUCUAAGUGCAUUUACUCUCUUCCUGGCAUUGAUUGGUGGUACCAGUGGCCAGUACUAUGAUUAUGAUUUUCCCCUAUCAAUUUAUGGGCAAUCGUCACCCAACUGUGCACCAGAAUGUAACUGCCCUGAAAGCUACCCAAGUGCCAUGUACUGUGAUGAGUUGAAAUUGAAAAGUGUACCAAUGGUGCCUCCUGGAAUCAAGUAUCUUUACCUUAGGAAUAACCAGAUUGACCAUAUUGAUGAAAAGGCCUUUGAGAAUGUAACUGAUCUGCAGUGGCUCAUUCUAGAUCACAACCUUCUAGAAAACUCCAAGAUAAAAGGGAGAGUUUUCUCUAAAUUGAAACAACUGAAGAAGCUGCAUAUAAACUACAACAACCUGACAGAGUCUGUGGGCCCACUUCCCAAAUCUCUGGAGGAUCUGCAACUUACUCAUAACAAGAUCACAAAGCUGGGCUCUUUUGAAGGACUGGUAAACCUGACCUUCAUCCAUCUCCAACACAAUCGGCUGAAAGAGGAUGCUGUUUCAGCUGCUCUAAAAGGUCUUAAAUCACUCGAAUACCUUGACUUGAGCUUCAAUCAGAUAGCCAAACUGCCUUCUGGUCUCCCUGUCUCUCUUCUAACUCUCUACUUAGACAACAAUAAGAUCAGCAACAUCCCUGAUGAGUAUUUCAAGCGUUUUAAUGCAUUGCAGUAUCUGCGUUUGUCUCACAAUGAACUGGCUGAUAGUGGAAUACCUGGAAAUUCUUUCAAUGUAUCAUCCCUGGUGGAGCUGGAUCUGUCCUAUAACAAGCUUAAAAACAUACCAACUGUCAAUGAAAACCUUGAGAACUAUUACCUGGAGGUCAAUCAACUUGAGAGUAAAGUUUGAUGUAAAGAGCUUCUGCAAGAUCCUGGGGCCAUUAUCCUACUCUAAGAUCAAGCAUUUGCGUUUGGAUGGUAAUCGCAUCUCAGAAACCAGCCUUCCACCGGAUAUGUAUGAAUGUCUACGUGUUGCAAAUGAAAUCACUCUUAAUUAAUAUCUGUAUCCUGGAACAAUGUUUUAUGGUUAUAUUUUUCUGUGUGUCAGUUUUCAUAGUAUCCAUAUUUUAUUACUGUUUAUUACUUCCAUGAAUUUUAAAAUCGGAGGGAAAUGUUUUGUAAACAUUUAUUUUUAUUUUAAAGAAAAGAUGAAAUGCAGGCCUAUUUCAUCACAAGAACACACACAUAUACACGAGUAGACAUAAAACUCAAUGCUUUAUUUGUAAAUUCAGUGUUUUUUUAUUUCUACUGUCAAAUGAUGUGCAAAGCCUUUUACUGGUUGCAUGGAAAUCAGCCAAGUUUUAUAAUCCUUACAUCUUAAUGUGCCCCAAAGCCUGGAUUGAAUACAUCUGGAUGUUUACUGUCUUGAACCAAAUUAUCUUGAUAUAUUCAAAUUUGUCUGGUUAAAAAAUAGGUGGUAGAUUUUGAGGCCAAGAAUUUUGCAAAAUACAUGAAGCCUCAUGCACUUAAAGAAGUAUUUUUAGUAUUAAGAAUUUGCAUAUUUACCUAGUGAAACUUUUCUAGAAUUAUUUUUCACUCUAAGUCAUGUAUGUUUCUCUUUGAUUAUUUGCAUGUUAUGUUUAGUAAGCUACUAGCAAAAUAAAACAUAGCAAAUGGCA
Messenger RNA from Piliocolobus tephrosceles (Ugandan red Colobus), 2097 nucleotides. It is a transcript of the gene LUM, whose product is annotated as lumican. The record is from RefSeq and is a predicted model, not a curated record. Gene Ontology annotation, molecular function: protein binding; collagen binding. Lineage: Eukaryota; Metazoa; Chordata; Mammalia; Primates; Cercopithecidae. The transcript is spliced from 3 exons. Bases 456 to 1328 code for a protein of 290 amino acids.